AUGCUUGUGCUUUUGGUUCAACAAGGAUUAUUUAUUGAUCAGCACUUUGAUCAGGACUUGAACUUUUACGCUACAGAGGAGAACACUGUUGGUGGGAAGAUGAUGAAGAGAACAAUUGUAAAUGUAAAGCCAAAAGAUUUUGGUUCAGUUAUUCAAUGUUACCCUGGAGAAAAUCCCAAGAUGCUAGCUUAUUUCAGGGAUCUCUUAGAUAAAAUGUUCAUCCUUGAUCCCGAGAAGAGACUGACUGUGUCACAUGCAUUAGCUCACCCAUUCAUCACUGGCAAGUGA
Eruca vesicaria subsp. sativa (arugula) is the source of this 288-nucleotide messenger RNA. The record is from the annotation of a GenBank genome assembly. NCBI's taxonomy places the organism in Eukaryota, Viridiplantae, Streptophyta, Magnoliopsida, Brassicales, Brassicaceae.